Messenger RNA from Caenorhabditis angaria, 1073 nucleotides. Lineage: Eukaryota; Metazoa; Nematoda; Chromadorea; Rhabditida; Rhabditidae. The record is from the annotation of a GenBank genome assembly.
AUGUUUUCAAAUUUGAUAAUAAUUAUAAUUUCUCUAUUAAAUUAUUCAUUCCAAUUUAAUCACCUUACAAAAUAUAGUGAAGAUGAAGCACGAAAAUUGAUUUAUCUUUGUGCGGCUUCUUAUGGCAAUCAGCAUGUUUCCUGUUUGAAUCAAACUUUUAAAGAUGUUUCCAAGUAUCAGUUAUAUUCAAGUAACAAAGCGGUUUGUGAUGAACUUGGAACGAUUUGUGAAAAUUAUGCAGGUACUACGAAUCCAUUUUUUAUGAUUUACAAAACUUUCAAAGAUUUCAGUCGCAUCUGACACUCAUAAACGUGUUUAUUUCGUCUUCCGAGGAUCUCGUGGAAAAGUUCAAGUGUUUUUAGAAGGAAUUGAUCAAUGGAAGAGUAAACCAUUUCUUGACAUCGGCCAAGUGAAUUCGUAUUUCAAAAGAGCUCAUACAGUAUUAUGGCCACCUGUUUUGGAAAUCCUGAACAAUUCGAAGUUCAAAAAUUACAAGUUUUAUUUCACUGGACAUUCUUUGGGUGGAGCAUUGGCUUCUUUGGCAGCUGUGAAAAGUGUUAGAUUAGGUUUUCUGGAUGGUGAAAAUGUAAAGUUGGUGACGUUUGGACAACCGAGAGUUGGAAAUUAUGAUUAUGCAAGGAAUUUUGAUAAUCUGGUACCAAAUAGGUUAGUUGGUCAACGAUUUCUUGUGAUGUAACUAUUUUGUUUGAAGUUUUCGAGUUGUCCAUCGUCGAGAUAUUGUUCCACAUCUUCCAUCUUGUCUUAAAUCAAAUUCAACAAUAAAUGGAGAGUUUGCAAAACCGUGUAACUCAUCAAUUUAUGAUCAAAGAUAUCAUCAUGGAACUGAAAUUUGGUAUCCAAAUGGAAUGAGCAGAGAACCGAUUCAAGACUACAAACAAUAUGUUGAAUGUAUUGGUCAACCACUUAACGAAGAUUUCAAUUGUUCAGAUGCUCUUCGGUUUUUCUAUUCAAAAUCGAGUGAAUAUAUUUGGGACCAUCGUCAUUAUUUUGGAAUUCGGGUUCCGGAAUUUGGAAAAACUGGAUGCGAUCGAAAUAAUCCCGAGGGUAACUAA